This is a messenger RNA of Opisthorchis viverrini, 291 nucleotides long. RefSeq lists its product as hypothetical. NCBI's taxonomy places the organism in Eukaryota, Metazoa, Platyhelminthes, Trematoda, Opisthorchiida, Opisthorchiidae. The record is from RefSeq and is a predicted model, not a curated record. The transcript has a single exon. The coding region runs from base 1 to 291 and encodes 96 amino acids.
AUGAAAGCUGAAAGUACCCGCUCUCUAGUCGGUAUGAAGGUGGCAUGUUCCCACUCAACUGCUCGGUUACCUAAUUUGACUGUCAUGGGUUAUGAGUUUGAGAACGUUUAUGGCCAGGAUGUCGGUCCUUUUCUGUCCAUCUUCUGGGACGCUUUACUUGUGAGUGAAUGUGACUUUGGUGCGUUCAAGCGAUUGCACACAAGUCCCCGGGCGUAUCGUGGAGUUAGUCCAAACGGAGGCAGCCCGGAGACUCGGAAACAAUUCACAGGGAUCAUAAUCAACCGGGAGUGA